AUGGUAAAGGAAAACACAACACAACGACAAGGUCGAAGGCAGAAUUCAUGGUGGAGGUCAUUUAAAAGGAAUUGGGAAUAUAAAAUUGCAAUAUUUAUAAUUGCUUAUUAUUUAAUUUCCCACGUUGUUUUAGAAACCACCGACCGUGUUAAGGAAAGAGGAUUGAACAAACGACUUCGAGUUCUUCCGGAAGUAGUUAUAAAUUAUUAUGGAACGAGCAGGGAGUUUGAUGAUAAAGCAUUCAAUGUUAAUAAAUUUGCAUAUAUGCAAUAUGCUACCAAUUAUGAUUAUUUGAAUUUGGCAAUUCUUAAUUUCAUUCAUCUUAGAAAGGGUAAUACUCAGAUUCCAAAUUUGGUGAUAUUAUAUGAUGAAAUUCUUCAAUUUUAUUCGUCUGAUAAUUGGAGUAUGUUAGUACAAUUAGCAAAUCAGUAUAAGAUCGAACUACGUCCUGUAGGUUUACUUAAAGCAAAUUAUGGGGACGAUACAACUUGGGCAGCAUCUUUCACCAAAUUCCAUAUAUUCAAUCAAGUUGAAUAUGAAAGAAUUUUAUAUUUUGAUUCAGAUUCUAUGUUUGUUAAGAUACCUGAAGUAAGAGAUAUCAAUUUUGAAACUUUAGAUAGUGGAUAUGGAAAUGUUGAUGAAUUAUUUAAACUCCCUCGUGAUAUUUCAUUUGCAUUAACCCAAGCAUAUUGGAUAAAUGAUGUAGUAGAAGGAAGGUCCCAAUUAAAAACAAGAAUCAAAGUUGAAAUUCCUGAAGAAAGAAGAUAUAGUCUUAGAAUGAGGAAGAUUGUUUAUGAUUUACGUACUUGUGAGAAUCCAAGUGAAGAAUUUGAAUUACUUCCUGAAUUAUUAUAUGAAGAUCAUAAGUUUAAUAAUGUUGAUAAUUUCUUUGCCAAUCAUUUUAUGAUUAUAACUCCUUCUAAGAAAACAUUCAAUCGAUUGAUGAAGUAUGUUUCAAACCCAUGGUAUUGGUCAUUUACUAAUCGCGCCAAUUUAAAGAAGAAAACUGAUUAUGAUAUGGAAAUCUUAAAUAAAUUCUUGGAUAAUGAAUUAAGAUCAAAUAAUAAUAAGCUUAAGAUUGGAAUUCUACCCCAUCGAGUAUAUGGAGUCUUAACUGGAGAAUUUGGGGAAGAAUGGCAUGAAAGAUUUGUAGUUGAACCUCAAUAUUUACCAUUUAUCAAGAAGAGAUCAAAUAAAGGAUGGGACGCCAUGAAAUUCUUUAGAAAGAUUAAAGUUGUCCAUUUUUCCGAUAGUCCAAUUCCAAAGCCCUGGGAAGAUCAAGAUAAUACAUGGCCAUAUAAUAAUAAUAAGAUAUAUUGUAAGUAUGGUGAUAUGGAGAAAUACAAUCAAGAGUAUCCCACUGAGUUUAAGCCUAGAUUGAUUGAAGAUUGUGAUAGUGUUGAGAUUUGGAAUUGGUUUAGAAAUCAAUUUUACAAGGCAAGAGAGGGUAUGUGGUUUGUAUAG
Molecule: messenger RNA, 1464 nt
Organism: Hemisphaericaspora subhashii
Lineage: Eukaryota; Fungi; Ascomycota; Pichiomycetes; Serinales; Debaryomycetaceae
Product: glucose N-acetyltransferase
Exons: 1
Coding region: 1-1464 (487 amino acids)
Molecular function (GO): glycosyltransferase activity
Source: RefSeq, a predicted model, not a curated record